AUGGUCAACUUCACGGUCGAGGAGAUCCGUCAACUGAUGGAUCGUCCUUCCAAUAUCCGUAACAUGUCCGUCAUUGCUCACGUCGAUCACGGAAAAUCUACUUUGACCGAUUCUUUGGUUCAAAGAGCUGGUAUCAUUUCUGCUGCUAAGGCUGGUGAAGCGCGAUUUACAGAUACUCGUCAAGAUGAGCAGGACAGAUGUAUUACCAUCAAGUCUACUGCUAUCUCCCUUUAUGCCCACCUGCCGGACCCGGACGAUAUCAAGGAUAUCCCACAGAAGGUCGACGGCAACGAAUUUUUGAUCAACUUGAUCGAUUCGCCUGGCCACGUUGAUUUCUCUUCUGAAGUUACUGCUGCUUUGCGUGUCACCGACGGUGCUCUCGUCGUCGUUGACUGUGUUUCUGGUGUUUGUGUUCAAACCGAGACUGUCUUGCGUCAGGCUCUUAGUGAACGUAUUAAGCCUGUUUGUAUCAUUAACAAAGUUGACCGUGCUCUUCUUGAACUUCAAGUUUCGAAGGAGGACCUUUACCAAUCCUUCUCGCGUACUGUUGAGUCCGUCAACGUCAUCAUCGCCACCUACUUUGACCCGGCCCUUGGUGAUGUCCAAGUCUACCCUUACAAAGGUACUGUUGCUUUCGGAUCCGGUCUUCAUGGAUGGGCUUUCACUGUCCGACAAUUCGCUGUCAAGUAUGCCAAGAAAUUCGGUGUUGACAGAAAUAAGAUGAUGGAACGUCUUUGGGGUGACAACUACUUCAACCCCGCCACCAAGAAGUGGACUAAGAACGGAGAAUACGAAGGCAAGCAGCUCGAGCGUGCUUUCAACCAGUUUAUCCUUGAUCCUAUUUUCAAGAUCUUCAAUGCCAUCACUCACUCAAAGAAGGAUGACAUUGCAAACCUCCUCGAGAAGCUUGAGAUUAAGUUGUCUAGUGAAGAGAAGGAAUUGGAGGGCAAGCCCCUCCUUAAGAUCAUCAUGAAGAAGUUCCUUCCAGCUGCUGAUGCUCUCAUGGAAAUGAUGGUUCUUCAUCUUCCGUCUCCUGUCACAGCUCAGAAGUACCGUGCCGAUACUUUGUAUGAGGGUCCCGCCGACGAUGAGGCUUGCAUCGGUAUCCGUGACUGUGAUUCCAAGGCACCUCUCAUGCUUUACGUCUCCAAAAUGGUACCGACCUCUGAUAAGGGUCGUUUCUACGCCUUCGGUCGUGUCUUUGCUGGUACCGUCCGCUCUGGUCUUAAGGUCCGUAUUCAGGGCCCAAAUUACACCCCUGGCAAAAAGGAAGAUUUGCACAUCAAGGCAAUCCAGCGUACUAUUCUUAUGAUGGGCCGUUUCAUCGAGCCCAUUGAGGAUGUUCCUGCUGGUAACAUUGUUGGCUUGGUUGGUGUUGACCAGUUCUUGCUUAAAUCUGGUACCCUCACCACCAGCGAAACCGCCCACAACUUGAAGGUCAUGAAGUUCUCCGUCUCUCCUGUUGUUCAGCGCUCCGUUGAAGUCAAAAACGCCAAUGACUUGCCCAAACUCGUUGAAGGUCUCAAGCGUCUCUCCAAAUCGGAUCCUUGCGUGCUGACUUACAUCUCUGAGUCUGGUGAACACGUUAUUGCUGGUGCUGGUGAAUUGCAUUUGGAAAUUUGCUUGAAGGAUCUUGAAGAAGAUCACGCUGGCGUUCCUCUCCGUGUUUCUGACCCAGUCGUCUCAUACCGAGAAACUGUUGGUGCCGAGUCCAGCAUUACCGCUUUGUCCAAAUCUCCAAACAAGCACAAUCGUCUCUAUGUCAAGGCCGAACCCUUGGGUGAAGAUGUUGCAAAGGCCAUUGAGUCUGGCAAGAUCAGCCCUCGUGAUGAUUUCAAGGCGCGCGCCCGCAUCUUGGCUGAUGAUUUCGGCUGGGAUGUCACUGACGCAAGAAAGAUUUGGUGCUUCGGCCCUGACACUAAUGGAGCUAACUUGGUUGUCGAUCAAACUAAAGCUGUUCAAUACCUCAAUGAAAUCAAGGACUCCGUUGUGUCCGGUUUCCAAUGGGCAUCUAGAGAUGGUCCUAUUGCCGAAGAGCCAAUGAGAUCCGUUCGCUUCAACAUCUUGGAUGUCACUCUUCACGCUGAUGCCAUCCAUCGUGGCGGUGGCCAGAUCAUUCCUACUGCUCGUCGUGUUAUCUAUGCUGCCACCCUUUUGGCUGAACCUGGAAUGCUUGAGCCUGUCUUCUUGGUCGAGAUUCAAGUUCCCGAGCAAGCCAUGGGUGGUAUUUAUGGUGUACUUACCCGCCGCCGUGGUCACGUUUUCGCUGAAGAGCAAAGACCCGGAACUCCUCUGUUCACUGUCAAGGCUUACUUGCCUGUCAACGAGUCCUUCGGUUUCUCUGCCGACCUCCGUUCCGCCACUGGUGGACAAGCCUUCCCACAGUCCGUGUUUGACCACUGGCAGAUUCUUCCCGGCGGUUCCCCGCUUGACCCAACAACGAAACCAGGUCAAGUCGUGCAAGAGCUGCGUAAGCGCAAGGGUAUCAAGGACGUCGUUCCUGGCGUUGAGAACUAUUACGAUAAAUUGUAA
This is a messenger RNA of Ophidiomyces ophidiicola, 2532 nucleotides long. RefSeq names its product translation elongation factor 2 (gene EFT2). The record is from RefSeq and is a predicted model, not a curated record. Gene Ontology annotation, biological process: translational elongation. NCBI's taxonomy places the organism in Eukaryota, Fungi, Ascomycota, Eurotiomycetes, Onygenales, Onygenaceae. Gene Ontology annotation, molecular function: GTP binding; GTPase activity; ribosome binding. The transcript has 6 exons. Bases 1 to 2532 code for a protein of 843 amino acids. Gene Ontology annotation, cellular component: ribonucleoprotein complex; cytosol.